UUUCUAUGUUAUUGUUUGGUAUUUUGAAAAGUUCGAAGUGAAUUACAUGAGACGGAUACUUAUUACGUUGAAUUAAAUAUUGUAUUAUUUUUAGUCUGCAGUUCAAAUAUGAGUAAAAGAAAGGCCCAAUCUAGUGAAAACAACCCUAAUCAUGAUAUUUGCGAAUUAUUACUGGAGUUGGCUGAUUAUGAGCGAAAUGUUAGUCGCAAUAUCCACAAGUAUAAUGCAUACCGUAAAGCGGCGUCAACUCUUGCGGCACACCCUACACGUGUCACAUCUGGUGCAGAAGCUCGAAAGCUGCCGGGAGUGGGAGAAAGAAUUGCCAAAAAGAUAGAUGAGUUCCUGGAGACAGGGAAGCUGCGGAAAGUGGAAAAUAUUAGAAAUGAUGAUUCUUCAAAAGCAAUACAUGAGUUAACAAGAGUUUCAGGUAUAGGACCAGCAAAAGCAAAAGAACUUGUUGAUUCUGGUAUUAAAAGCAUUGAAGAUUUGAAGAAAAACAAAGAGAAGCUUAAUCAUCACCAGCUUAUUGGACUGAGGUACUUAGAAGACUUUGAGAAGAGAAUACCCAGGGAAGAGAUCCAACAGAUUGAAGCUGUAAUUAAGAAACAACUUGCUGACAAUGAUGAAAAGUAUGUGGCAACUAUAUGUGGAAGUUACAGGAGGGGAAAGGCAGAUAGUGGAGACAUCGAUGUACUAGUGACUCAUACUGACUACAUGUACACCACCAGAGAUAAGAGCCACAACAAAUCAAAAGUGUUCAAAGAUGUUGUUGCGUCACUGGAGAAAUGUGGUCUCAUUGUUGAUACCAUUUCACAAGGUGACAGUAAAUUCAUGGGUGCAUGCAGGUUGUCUGGAGUUCAAAAGACAUCCAAAGAGACACCAGUGAGACGACUGGACAUCCGUUUUAUACCAUAUGAUCAGUUCUACUGUGCUAUCCUGUAUUUCACAGGUUCAGACUUGUUCAACAAAGAGAUGAGAACACAUGCUCUGUCAAAGGGCUUUACACUGAAUGAAUAUUCAUUACGUCCUGUUGGAAGCACAGGUGUGGCUGGUGAACCGAUUCCCAUUACUAGCGAGGAGGACAUUUUUAACUGCAUUGACUUUAAGUAUAGGAAACCAGAAGAAAGAGACUGGUGAACAGAACUGCUCAGGACAGCUCUAGAGUACACUGAUGUACUUAUAUAAUAGGAAUAGAAACCCAGUACUUAUUCAUGUCUUUGCUUAAAACUUUCGAUUGAGAGAUUGUCUGAUAAACUGUAUUAAUUUAGCACAUUGUAAUAACUGAAAAAUUUUUAAUACAAGAUUUAUGAACAUCCAAAAUAA
Schistocerca serialis cubense is the source of this 1323-nucleotide messenger RNA. Its product is annotated as DNA polymerase beta-like. The transcript has 7 exons. NCBI's taxonomy places the organism in Eukaryota, Metazoa, Arthropoda, Insecta, Orthoptera, Acrididae. Gene Ontology annotation, molecular function: DNA binding; DNA-directed DNA polymerase activity. Gene Ontology annotation, biological process: double-strand break repair via nonhomologous end joining. The record is from RefSeq and is a predicted model, not a curated record. The coding region runs from base 109 to 1137 and encodes 342 amino acids. Gene Ontology annotation, cellular component: nucleus.